Molecule: messenger RNA, 2454 nt
Organism: Spodoptera exigua (beet armyworm)
Lineage: Eukaryota; Metazoa; Arthropoda; Insecta; Lepidoptera; Noctuidae
Source: the annotation of a GenBank genome assembly
AUGGCGGAAAGUAGUAAAAAACGGGGUGGUAGUUUCCGUAAAAUAUUUCCAAAACUCUUCUUUUCUCACAAAUCAAAAGAAAAAUCAGCAACAGAAGAGUCAAAAUCAAAUGCAAAAGGUACCACAGAAUCUUCUAAAGGCAAUCAAUAUCAGAAUCCUCGUUCGAUAAGAUCUGAUAAAAACGGUCAAGGAUUGGAAGAUAAUGAACGUAUAUAUGAAAACUUAACAACACGUCCUCAGAGUGAUAACGAAACGCAAAGCAACGAUAUAUCAAGCCACCAUUCAUCAAGUAGCACACUUGUUUCCGAGAGCACGAAAAACAAAUCGAUUGACACGAACGAAAUAUCUGAAGCCGAAAGUUUUGCGUACACCAACUACACAGCACGACCACAGGUACCACCCAAACCGUUCAAUGAAAUGGCACAGAUACCUCACUCGCCACACUCGUCGAAUCGAAGUAAUCAAGUGAAUAAUUUUGAUAACACUCAAUAUCCGGACGUUUAUUAUCAUUCAUUGGAGAAACUGAACGAUAAAAUAUCGCCGUUUGAUGAAAUUGAAAUUUAUAGAGCGUCACAAGCACAAACCAAUCCAGCUUCGGUCGGAGCAGAAAUAAAACGGGUGAGUACAAAGUUUUUGAUAUCACCGAAAAAAGAAGCAGAAGUAAGAACAAUACAGCCAACACGAGCUCGUAGUUUAUCAUUUGAUAAUAAUAAAGAAAAUGAACAAGCUCCUAAGGAACACACUACUUACAAAAGACAGGAAAGCAGUACAAAACCAUAUAAUUAUUCAGCCCCCACUUCGCCAAUGCCAAUUAGUCAUAAAAUGCCGAAUAUGCCAAAAACCGUUUCUCCAUAUGAACACGUAAGAAAAACAAUGCUUGAGACUGAAGAGAAAAGGAAUUCUUUAAGUAGAACGAGUCUUCGUAAUAAAUCUUCGCCUUCGCCUAGAUCAGAGUACAGUCAAAGGACGACUCCAACAUUACCUGAAAAUUCGAGGCAAGAUUCAAGUGAUAAAGAAAAAACUAGGCAGAAAGUUGAAGCAUUUUAUUGGCAAAAGUUGAAAGAAUUAAAACAAAAAGAAGACGAAUACUUAAUUAGACAGUCUCUGAACACUUCUUUAAAAAGUCCUUCUCGGUUCAAACCCUCUGCUAAUUCUAACUGUAGCACUCCAAACUCAUUCUCAUACGUAAUUGAGCCUAGGAGUUGCAGUUUACCGCGUGGACAUGACCUUCAAAGUUACUCUACGAUUCAAUCAAUUUACACCUCAGUGCCAUUUGCUAGAGGUGCACCUGAAAGAAGAACUGAUACUUUUAUUAAAUUUCGAAACACUGUUGACGACCCUGAUAUAAUUUACCGUCACCCUGAAAAACUUAUGGUAAGAACAGCGUCGCCUGCCUUUCAAGAACAAAAAAUGCCGAUGUAUUUUCGGAGUAUGCCACAAGAUGGUCGAAGUGUAGGUCCAUCGAAACGUGUCAGUUUUGAAGAAAGAUACGGUAAAACCGAAAGUAUUGGAAAAAAUAAUAGUGAACUAAAAGUGAAUGAUUAUAAAGUGCAAAGCCUUCAGCCAGGAGCUGUCCAUAAAAUUAGUGAGAUAUCGUCUCGGGUGCCUCCACGACCUCCUGUGCGAACCACUAGUGUUGGGGGUAAAAAAGUUGUGACAAACAAGAAAAUUACACAGUUAACUAGUGCUGGACAAUCGCUGUGUUCCGAAUCUGAAAGUGGAUCCGAAGCUGGUGAAAUACAAAGGAUUAUGCAGGGGAACGUGCAAAAAGCAGCAGCCAACAAGAAGCCUUGGAGAUAUCAGCCGGAACCGCCAUUUUAUCCCGUAUUUUGGAGGGACCAACCCAGAUUAUGGUUUAAGCAACUAGAAGCCAUAGUAGCACCACAGAAGCAAGGAGACGAUUACAAGUACUAUACGGUCAUUGCAAAACUGCCAAAAGAAGAAAUAAUACAGGUUAGUGACCUCAUUACUUGCCCACCGCCAAUAGAAAAGUACAAGGCUAUCAAAGAACGCCUAAUCAGUUGCUAUGAGGAAUCAGACCAACGUCAGCUCCAAAAAUUAUUGUCUGAAAUGGAUCUCGGCGACCAGAAACCAUCACAUCUUCUGCGCAAGAUGCGGACCCUGAGUAACGGAAAUAUCAGCGACGAAACCAUCAAACUUCUAUGGUUGAGGCUUCUGCCACCAUCAGUGACUUCGGUUCUAGCAGUCACAGAAGACAUAGAUGUGAACAAGAUGAGCCAGAUCGCGGACAAGAUAUUAAUAAAUUUAACACGUACAGAGGUGUCAGCUGUAAACGGAAACAAAUCUGGCGACGAUACAAUGUCAUGCAUACUAGCACAGUUAGCAGAAAUGCAAUUGGAACUAAAUGCAAUUCAGCAAGUCGACUGCGCUACGUCGCGUCGCUGCGACGCGCACGCUGCUAAUAAAUAUGACCCCCGCUGUGACUUGAAUUGA